AUGAGAUCGCAAAUCUCACGCAAACGAAGACCUAUAAUCUUGUUUGCCUCAUUUAUGAUUAUCUAUACGUUUAUCAUCGUAACGGUUUAUACUUCGUUCAUCAGCGAGCAUGUACAAUGGAUGAUUUUGGAUUACGGGCAUUACAAACAAGCUUCACGUGCAUCAGUGAACAUGUCCGAUUAUUUAUACACUCCACUAUCACCAGGACUUCGGUGGUGUUCUUCGAACCCAUUUUUAGCGAAUUAUGAUCGACAGACAGUGUUUUAUAUGGAACAUGUGUGGCACAAAUGGUUUGAAACAGAAUUGCAAACUGUACAUGACAUUCUUGCGAAAGUUGCACCUUCACCCAACAUCACUGAAGAAUAUAUUGUCGAUAUGAUUUAUCCAAGAACGAAUCAUUUACCUUGCUGGAAGAAGCACGGUUUAGUACGCUAUGGAAAGUCAUUAGGAGUCGGCAAAGUCUUGUGCGGACUGUCGAGUGUUGCAUCUUCCACUAAAUGCAUUGUGUAUAGUUUGGGCUCAAAUAACAAUUUCGAUUCUCCGCCAAAGGAUCCGAUCAAACACCAUACAUUUCACAAAACAUGCAUGGGAAUGAAGACAAAUCUACAGCAGUACUUAUUUCCUUAUGCUACCAUAGAAGAAAAGAUAAACAUCAGUGAUCAUGAAUUCAAAAGUUUCAGUCAAAUAACUAGCGAAAACAAUCAUACUCAUGUGCAUGUGCUCAAAAUGGACAUUGAAGGAGGUGAAUAUGCCAUAUUUGCUGAUAUAUUUAACUCACCACGAGGGCUUACCCUGCCGUAUCAAAUAUCUUUCGAGUCGCAUUGGUGGAACCGGGACAUUUAUCAUGCAACACUGCAUCAAACAAUGUUCAAACAAUUGUGGAGAAACGGCUAUCGAAUUCUCUAUCAUGAAGUUAAUCCUGGCGAUAAGGCAUCUCCAUUCACAUCAGGAAUACGAAAAUAUGCAAUGAGACGAAUGUCAGUUUUAGAACAAAACAACCACCCAACACAAGAAUCUCCUUCGAUGGAGAGUGUUCCAGAUCAUUUACAUGCCAAAGAACUUUGCCUUCGAAAGUAUGAUUCCGAAACAGAUACAAUCGUUUCACAUUCGAAAUUAGUCAUGGAUGUAUGA
Adineta ricciae is the source of this 1131-nucleotide messenger RNA. NCBI's taxonomy places the organism in Eukaryota, Metazoa, Rotifera, Eurotatoria, Adinetida, Adinetidae. The record is from the annotation of a GenBank genome assembly.